CCAUACGAUCAUAGACACGGAAAUCAAAAUAAUGAAAAGGAAAUCAAAUGAAAAAGAUCUUUCUGUGGAUGUUAGUUUUAUAUAUGAAACAAUUAUUGAAAAGUAUCAAAAGAAAUAUAUCGACUCUGUACAAAAUUAUUAUCAUUAUAAUAAUAAUGCCAAAUUAUCUUCUACUAUACAAAAACAGAUAAAGAAUAUUGAAAAAAUAUCUGAAAAUACCAUUGAAUCAUUAUUAAAUCUUCAAGAAUCAUGCAAAGUUGUUAAACUCUAUGGAGUAACUAAACUUCCAAAUUCAUAUGCCUGGUGCCCUAUCCAACAUAAUUAUAUGGUAGAGGAUGAAUCAUGUUUGCACAAUAUACCUUAUAUGGGCCCAGAUAUUUUAGAUAGAGAUGUUAAUUUUAUAGAUGAUUUAUUAAAGAGUUAUGAGGGAAAAGUUCAUGAAACAGAAGAUGAUUUUUGUCAAACUCUGCAAUCUUCUGAAGGAAAUCAAAUCUGGGCAGAUUUAGGCAUUAAAGAAGAGAAUUUUGAUUAUUAUUUAUCAAAUAAUAUACCAACAGGCUGGCUAUAUAUAAUAAUAUAUGAGCUGAUUGAGAAUAUAAAAGCAAAAACUAGCAAUUAUAAUCACAGUUUAGGAUUUUGUCAUAGAGGAUCUCCAGUUAAAGUUUCUUUGUCACCUACUAAUAUAUUAAUGAUAAAAUUAAACCAAUUGAUUAAUGAAGACAUCUUAUGUGGAAUUUAUAUAAUAACUGAAGAAGAACAAAUGAUUAUGAAGGAAAUAUCUGAAAAAUUCUCUUGUUUGGGGAGAUAUGAAGAAAUCAAGCGAAAGUAUAUAAAAGUUCUGGAUUUGUUAAACACAUCUCAGAGGCUUGAUCACCCGCUUCUCAACGAAAAAUGUGCUGUCCUUCAUCGAUCACCGUUCUCAUGCCAUAAUUCGGAUAUUGUUAAGUCACAUACCGACGAAUUAUCUUUCAAGAAGUUGGUUCACACCUAUCAGACUCUCUUUUGUCGUCGAUGUUUCAAAUAUGAUUGUCAAUUGCAUCUUUUUCAACCUCCAUCUAUGUUGGCCAGAGAAAUCAGAAGGCCUCCCAUUCCUGUGAAUUUAUUUGAGGACCCUUCGUGCUCACCUAAUUGCUAUAUAAAUUUUAAACCGGCAUCUAUAAUGAAACUUCGCAGCGCGGUACAUAAAAGUGACUUAGAUACAAAAGAAUUCGAUCAUAACUUAACCGAUUCUCCUAUUAAAUAUACCAACCAACCUAAUGAAACAAACCAGCAUCUGAUCCCGAAAAUGGAUUGGGAGGAAACCCGAACGGAAAAGGAUAUUGGCAAUUCAGAUGACUUGACUACUCUCAGGUUGGUGAGAACCGUGUAUGGCUCAGAGGAUUUUUGCAGUAUGGCCAAAUUUUUGCCUCAUUUGACCUGUCAUCAGGUGAGUCAAUUGAUUAAAAAAUUGGGGAUCGAGAACAUUCAAGAGACAAUGGAAAUUCGUUCGACCAUAUCUCCAACUUCGAAAAAGAAAACAAAUAACACCAAGCUUGGGAGCUGGAAGAAGAAUAGAAAGAAAAUUGGUCAUUUUGUCCCAACACAUCCUUUUGCCUUACAUUCUGAUUUCUCAAAGACGAUCGAUGAUGAUUUGAACGAUGUUAAGGAACCUAUUUUGAACGAUGCCUAUUCCGAUUCGAUUAUCAACACUGAAAAUAAUAACUUUCCAACUUUAGUGCUGGCCAAAAAUUUUGGCGUUCGUGGUAAUAAAUCGAGCAGUCAUAACGGACAGGCCAAGGGGGGAGGAGGUGUCAGCGGGUCUCUUUACAGCUAUAAUCCUUGCGACCAUGGAGACUUGGAAUGUUCUGAUCUGGUGGGCUGCAAUUGCUGCACAAACGCCGACGCCUUUUGCGAAAAAUUUUGCCUUUGCAAGAACUCAUGCAAAAAUAGAUUUCCGGGUUGCCGGUGCCGAUCUCAGUGCAACACUAAACAAUGCCCUUGCUUUUUAGCUGUUCGGGAGUGCGACCCUGAUUUAUGUACCCCUUGUGGAGCUAAUAAAGUUGGUUCAGAAGUCAGCUGUCGUAACACUAAUAUUCAAAGGGGUCUCAAAAAGCAUCUCCUCUUGUCCUAUUCAGACACUGCUGGUUGGGGUAUAUUUUUAAAAUACGAUGUUCAGAAAAAUGAUUUUAUAUCCGAAUAUUGUGGUGAAGUCAUUAGUCAAGAUGAAGCCGAGAGGCGGGGGCGAAUAUAUGACAAGCACAAAUCAAGUUUCCUAUUCAAUUUAAACAUAGAUUUCGUGGUUGAUGCUACCCGAAAAGGAAACAAGAUACGUUUUGCAAAUCACUCACACACCCCCAAUUGUUACGCGAAAGUUCUAAUGGUCAACGGUGAUCACAGGAUAGGAAUUUUUGCUAAACAUAAUAUCAAAGCUGGUGAUGAACUAUUUUUCGAUUACAGAUAUGGACCCAUGGAUGCUCUGAAAUAUGUUCUGCACGAAAAGAAGAAUCUAGAAAAAUAAAGCAUUUAAAUCAACGAUUUGAAAUCCUUAAUGAUAUAUUUUUAAAAUUUUUUUUACAUUUUAC
This is a messenger RNA of Gordionus sp. m RMFG-2023, 2561 nucleotides long. RefSeq names its product histone-lysine N-methyltransferase EZH2-like. Gene Ontology annotation, molecular function: protein binding; histone H3K27 methyltransferase activity; chromatin binding. Gene Ontology annotation, cellular component: nucleus; ESC/E(Z) complex. The transcript is spliced from 18 exons. The coding region runs from base 32 to 2497 and encodes 821 amino acids. Gene Ontology annotation, biological process: heterochromatin formation. NCBI's taxonomy places the organism in Eukaryota, Metazoa, Nematomorpha, Gordioida, Chordodea, Parachordodidae. The record is from RefSeq and is a predicted model, not a curated record.